AUGAAUAUCUGCAAUAAACCUCCUAAUAAGACAGCCCCAGAGAAUUUUGGCGAAGCUGUUCCUGAGGUGCAGGUCCAACGCGCUCGAAGGAAUGGCUGGAGCUGGCCUCUGCACCUUUUCCAGAUUAUUGCCUGGUUGCUGUACUUCUUCUUUGCGCUGGUUGGCUUUGGAAUCCUGGUCCCUCUCCUGCCCCGCCACUGGCUGCCCGCUGGCUAUAUCUGUCCAGGAGUGUGUUUUAUCUACCAUUUAGUUGUUCAUCUUACUGCAGUCUCCAUUGAUCCUGCGGAUGCAAAUGUGCGAGAAAAAAACUAUCUAGGGCCUCUGGCCACCUUCAAUCGUAAUCAACAUGCACAUGUCAUUGAAAACCAUCAUUGCCAUGUCUGUGAUGUAGAUGUGAGUGCCAAGUCAAAGCACUGUGGAACUUGCAACAAGUGUGUGUGUGGCUUUGAUCACCACUGCAAAUGGCUCAACAACUGUGUGGGAGAGAGGAAUUACUGGCUCUUUUUGAAUAGCGUGCUGUCUGCCAUUCUGGGCCUUGGGCUUCUGCUGCUCGUCGCUUGCUACAUCUUUGUGGAGUUCUUCAUUGACCCCAUGAUGCUUCGCUCCGACCAGCACUUUGAUGCUCUAAAGAACCACACAGACCGCUGGUUUGUGUUUCUUCCUGCAGCUCCUGUUGAGACUUGGGCAUCUGCCAUUUUGGUCACGGCUGGGAUUUUUAUUCUUCUGAGCCUAAUGACCGUGAUCCUGCUAGGCCACCUCUUGACCUUUCACAUCUAUCUUAUGUGGAACAAAUUGACUACGUACGAGUACAUCCUGCAGCAGCGUCCCCAGCAAGAGGCGAAAGAGGGAGACAAGCAACUGGAGUCUUGUCCCCCCCAAGUGAGACACAGUCAGGAAGCAGACUUUUUUUCAGGUAACCCUGGCUAUACAGACCCUGAUAUUCAAGUAGAGGAAUUCUCAACAGUAACUUCAGGAAAAGGCUUUUCAAAGUUCUAUGUCCACAAUGAUGAAGCUGACCCCGAGCAGAGCUCCUCUCCUGACCUCCCGUCUCUUCACUUUGCGGUCCCUUCUCAGCGGCAGAAAAAAAGAAGAAAGAACACACAUAAAGCUUCUUCCUCAGCAACAGACAGCAGAUCUAAAACACACACUAGACCUUGGCCCUCUUUCCCAGAUCCCCAGUCAGACAAUCCCAGAGGUGACAGGAAGAAGAAUCUGUAUUCUGGGCACAAGGUAAAAAGAAAAAGCUGCCAGCAAGACAGACACAUGGAACAAGACCUGGAACUUUUCUCUAAGAUUCCUGCUGUGUUUGUAAGUAAGAGCACUGCAGAACCUCAUGUCUCUCAGCCCAGUGAGAGCACAUCCGAGCCACACCACAGAAAAUGCACCGGCAAGCAGCAUGUGGGCAGACAUGAUCCAUGCUUUAAGGACAUAAGGACAAACACCACAGCGGCCUAG
Molecule: messenger RNA, 1455 nt
Organism: Nipponia nippon (crested ibis)
Lineage: Eukaryota; Metazoa; Chordata; Aves; Pelecaniformes; Threskiornithidae
Source: RefSeq, a predicted model, not a curated record